Molecule: messenger RNA, 5062 nt
Organism: Clupea harengus (Atlantic herring)
Lineage: Eukaryota; Metazoa; Chordata; Actinopteri; Clupeiformes; Clupeidae
Gene: zbtb7c
Product: zinc finger and BTB domain containing 7C
Biological process (GO): regulation of transcription by RNA polymerase II
Molecular function (GO): protein binding; RNA polymerase II cis-regulatory region sequence-specific DNA binding; DNA-binding transcription factor activity, RNA polymerase II-specific
Source: RefSeq, a predicted model, not a curated record
UGUUUGCAUGUCUGUGUUCAUUUACUGGACAGGACAUAACAAAUGAACUGUCUCCCUCCGGUGCUCUCCCACCACCUCCUUGUGUUGCCCCAUCCCCUGAAAUAGGAGCAGGUUAGCAGGCAGGAGUGCUGGGCGUGCUCCUCCUCUCCCCACCCAAGUAACAGCACAGGUGGAUGUUUAGGGAUCGCUGCCAAAUACUUUUGGUUAAGAGGGAGGGGUGUUGGUAGGUGGGUGUGCACAUUUGUUUUGUUUCUCUCUCUCUCUCUCUCUCUCUCUCUCUUUUUUUUUUCUUCUCUCUAACCAUACAGUGGUAGGGUUCAUUUUCCAAUCCCGAAUCAGAGACACACCUUCUGUGCAAAAUUGAGCUCCUCUCCCACCCCCUCUCCUUCUCUCUCUCUCUCUCUCUCUCUCUCUCUUUCGCUGUCUCUCAGUCAUUUCUCUCACUUUCGUUGUGUCUCUGACAGAGGAUAACACCCUGCUUCCUGACAGGGACUGAGACCGAGAAGAGCAACAACUCAGAGAGCAGCACAGAAAGUCAGACGAGCCAGCCUCCUCCUGGAGCGGUGAGGCUGCCUGCCUGCGAGUGCCGGGGAGAGAGAGCCGCUCAGACACUUGUCGUGUCUUCUCUGCAAGCCCCGUGUGGAUAUUUCCCCGUGCUCUGGCUUCUGUGAAUGAGUGGGGGAGCGUGACGGCGGCGGCGGCGGCGACGAGCUGUGAAUGGACAGGCAGCUUUGUCUUAGUCUGAAGGAGGAGAUGUGAUGAGAGAGGACUGGGACUGAACAGCACUUCUUCUUAGUCUGAGGGAUUUACACAAAAAGAAAAGAAAAAGAGAGAAACAUACCUGAAGAAAAGAGGAGAUUUCGAUCCUUUUGACGAUGGCGUACCGAGAAGAGGACCUGAUUGGGAUCCCCUUCCCCAACCACAGCAGCGAGGUGCUGUGCAGUCUGAACGAGCAGCGGCGCGAAGGGCUCCUGUGCGACGUGGUCCUCAUCGUGCAAGAUCAGGAGUACCACACGCACCGCUCCGUGCUGGCCGCCUGCAGCCAGUACUUCAAGAAGCUGUUCACCGUGGCGUCGGACGCCAGCGAGCCGCACGCCGUCUACCAGAUUGACUUUGUGGGGCCGGAGUCCCUGACGGCCAUCCUGGAGUUCGCCUACACCUCCACCCUCACUGUCACCGCAGGCAACGUGAAGCAGAUCCUGAAUGCAGCCAAGAUGCUGGAGAUCCCCUGCAUCAUCAACGUCUGUCUGGAGAUCAUGGAUGGAGGCGGGGGAGAGGAAGGAGGAGGAGGAGGAGGAGGAGGCGAGGGUGGAGGAGGAAGACGGGACCGCGGCUAUGAGGAGGAGGAAGACGAUGAGGAUGAGGACGACGAAGAGGAGGAGGACGACCUAGAUGAUGACGCAGAGGAGUCCAGGGAAGAGGAACAGGAGGAGCCCGAGGACGACGCCAGUGAGAAGUCCACCCAAGUCUCCGAGCAGCAGGAGGGGAGCGCCCUGGAGCAGAGGGAGAUGGGAGAGCGCUUGGGGAGCCCGCCGUGCAGCUCCAAGCAGGAUCACUGCCAGAGCAGGCCUGAGAGGAGGUGUCAGAAGGAGAGCCCGGAGAAGGGCCGCGAUCCAGAGGGCCUGGAGGGCCGGGCCCUGAAAGACUUUUCCAUUGAGUCACUCCUCCAGGAGGGCCUGUACCCGAAGAUGCCAGGGCUCGAGCGAGGCUCUGGUUACUCCCCGCUCCUGCCUGGCUUCUACCCUCCUAUGUGGGCCGCUGAGUUUCCGACCUUCCCACAGAUCCUGGAACCCCACCGCGCCACUCACCCCUACGGGCCACAGAUGGAGAACACGCCCCUGGACUUGGCUGUGAAGAAAGAGGUCAUCCAGGAGGACCUGAAGGAGGACGUGACCCCUGGGCUGCUGCACAGGGACUUUAUGAAGGAGUUCAUGGGCCCGGGGUUGGGGGUGCUUCCAGAGGCCCAGCUGAGUCAGAUCAAGGACGAGUCGGACCUGCGCUCCUACCUGAGCUUCCUCAGCGCGUCUCACCUGGGGGUCUUCCCCCCGUGGCAGCUGGAGGAGGAGAGGAAGCUGAAGCCCAAAGCCUCGCAGCAGUGUCCCAUCUGCAACAAGGUGAUCCAGGGCGCGGGGAAGCUGCCCCGCCACAUGCGCACACACACGGGGGAGAAACCCUACAUGUGUACCAUCUGCGAGGUGCGCUUCACCCGACAGGACAAACUGAAGAUCCACAUGCGUAAGCACACCGGCGAGCGGCCCUACAUGUGCCUCCACUGCAACUCCAAGUUUGUGCACAACUACGACCUGAAGAACCACCUGCGCAUCCACACGGGAGUGAGGCCCUACCAGUGCGAGCACUGCUACAAGAGCUUCACGCGCUCCGACCACCUGCACCGCCACCUGAAGCGCCAGAGCUGCCGCGUCUCGCGCCCACGACGGGGACGCAAGCCCGCCGCCUGGCGCGCCUCCAACUUCCUGUACCCGCCCGACCCCCACCUGCACCAAGGCAAGGGCCUGGCCGCUGGGUGCCGGCUGUUGCCCACACCUUUGCCUGCCUUGGGUGCCCGUGGCCUGGCAGAGAGGCGACCACAGGGGGGGAGAGCUCUAGAGGACUGUGAAGGGGGGGGCAGGGAGGCAGCAGAAGCACGGCUGGUAGACAGAGGCCACAUGGCUGGGGAGGCAGAGAGGAAGAGGGGGGUGUUCUCCUUCACUCUGGCCCGGGACGAUGUUCGGCCCCACGCACCCUUUCCUUUCCCUGCUCCUCCAGCCCCCUCCAACGAUCCCUGGACUGUCAGGCUGGACCGGGCUCCACCCAUCCCCGAGGCAGCAAACUGACCUCCCAGAACUCUCUCCAGAGUUCGCUGCUCCGCACAGAAUUUACGUAUGCAUGAGCAAAAACACACAGACACGGACACACACACACACACAAACACACACACACACACAACAGGAGGAAGACUGGGAAUCUGGAGGACAAGCUAUCUACAAUUGUAGGCUAAUCAAAUGCAAAACCUUCUUUUUUUUUUUUAAUGAACCAUUUUGGGACUUUAAUAUGUUGACAAAUUGUGACAUUUUAACAGCCUUUUUAUAUGGCAGUUUCCUUGUGUCAUUUCAGACUGGGAUUUUAAAUACAGGAAUUUUUAGGGAUUGAAUGUUUUUAUUAUUAUUUUGGAUGUUUCAGUUUCUGUACAUUUCUAUUUAUAAUAAAAUUUGAUGAUCACGCUUUUGCAUUAUUGAGAAGGGUAAAAGGAUGUUCUGAGAUUUGUCGGCAGUUUAGCCUGCUGUUUUGGCCACUAAAUGUGUAUUCAUCAAUUGAGCUGAAUUUUGCUUUCAAUCUCAGACUUCAAUGCAAAGAAUGUUGUCUGAGCUCUCUGAUUUCUGAAAUCACUUUAAACUGAUUUUUUUCCCCCAGUCAUCUUACUGUGUAUGCCACUGUCACAAAUGACUCGACUUCUCCCUAGGGCCCCACAUGAGAUUUGUUCAAAUAGAAAUUACAAGAGGUAAAACAAAUAUCACAACUCUCUGACAUUCAGAUUGUACCUUUGAACAGAAAUUAAAAUGACGCCAUUGUCUGCAUUAAAUAUGAGUCAACCAAAGACAGGUAAACUGUCUGUGAAAUUAAAAAGAUUGAUUCAUCUAGACAGGCACUACACAUAUAAUAUCAAUGUGAAUGUUCAUAUUUAUAACAUUCUAUAACCAAUUUAACGGGAAGAGGGGAGAAGUUGAGUCAGUGUGGGCAGCUUUACUACAGUGGAUCCUGGGUUUGUGUCCUUCGUAUCAUGAACAUGCUUUACCCUUGUGCUGUGCACCAAGCUUUUCUCUGCACUAUUGUAAAUAUGUACAAAUGUUUUGAAAAUUUAACUUUGAUUAAUUAAAUGUUGCUGGAUUACUAAAGUUUUCUGAUUAAUAAUGUAAAAUGUAAAAGCAUCCAAAGAUGUGUUUUAAAAAAACAAACUUGAAAUAUUGUUUCAUGUGUUUGAAUUUCUCGGACGAGUUUAAAUGUUUAAUUUUUUUGAGUGCUCAAAAUUGUUUUCCACUUGAAAUGGUCAAAACAGGUGCUUCACUUUGUUAGGAAUUAAAACAGGGAAGUCUAUCCACCAUCCUUACAUGUUGCUCUUCUUAAAUAUAAACUGGUUAACAUAAAUGUUGUACUUCAUUGUUGUCCAAAAUGAUAAUGAGAAAAUAUUUUCAAGCUAUUUAUGCAUAUUUAAAUAGGCCUUGGCUAUAUUUUGCUAAAAUGUUUGUAAAUACACUAACAUGUCACAAAGUAUGAGGCGGGUGGUUAUGGUGAUUCACUGGGUGGCUGUUUAAUCGGUCAAUGUAUGUGAGUGUGUCUGUGUCUGUCUGUGUGUGUGUGUGUGUGUGUGUGUGUGUGUGUGUGUGUGUGUGUGUGUGUGUGUGUGUGUCUGUGUGUGUGUGUGUGUGUGUGUGUGUCUGUGUGUGUGUGUGUGUGUGUGCCUAGGCUUUUGUUGCAAAUACCUCUGAACUGGAACAUCGGCAAAACAUUGUUUCUAUAAAACCAACCAAUCACACAUACACAAACACACACACACACACAUACUGGAUACACGGAUAUGGUACGGCAAUUACAACAAAAUAUUUUCAAUUUGUCAGGAACCAGCUAUUGAAUAUAACCAUAAUUCACAAUAAAGUGAUGGUUAAAGUGUGACACUAAUGGUGUAAACAUGGUCUAAUUUAUCAAAUUAACUGAAUUCACUUGACACAAAAAACAUGUCUGAAAGGCCUGAAUGUGUAUGACAUUUAUGAAUUACCCUGAUGACAGAAACAACAUGUAUUUGCACUAUUUGUGAUUUGUGUAUUAAAUUGAUCAGAUUCAUUUUCCAAAUACUGAAGCCAUUUUAUGCAUUUUACUUAAAAUUCCUUUUUUUCCAAUUUUGAUCUCCACACAAAGACAAUGAAAAAAAAAUCUUCUCCCUGAUCAUUAAGUAUGUGCUUGCAGUCUGUUUCUCUGGCUGGAACCAUGCAAUUGUUACAAUCAAUUGACCCCCAAAAAAUAUUUUUCAGAAGAGGGAUGGCCUUCAAAUCAAAUAAAGAAUACUUUU